This is a messenger RNA of Mesorhabditis spiculigera, 606 nucleotides long. The record is from the annotation of a GenBank genome assembly. Lineage: Eukaryota; Metazoa; Nematoda; Chromadorea; Rhabditida; Rhabditidae.
AUGGAACCCUACGUUCCGCUACUUCCGAACACUGGCUUUUCAUCGAGGGCUCUGGUCGAGAUGUCGAGUAUUGCAAUUUCGGCGCUAUCGAGAAUUGUUGGGAUCGGAAGGAGCUUGGAGGUGGUGGCUGAGGUGGACACCGUGGAGGAGGGCCAGUGCGAAUUGGCCGUCGACCCGAACUGGAGGAUGAGCCGGGCCGAGAGCGCCUGCCGCCUCAAACUCAUACGGGUUGAGGUGGCCGCCGAGCUACUCCCGCAGGGCUGUACACCCAGUGAUUUGGUGGCCGCCGUCAAUGUCAAGGAGAAGAUCGAGAUCAAUGGCGAGUACCGGUUGGUGCAGAAGAAGAAGACAAUCUACCCGGAAUGGGAACGUUGCUGGGACACGGCCGUCACCCCGGGGCGGAUAAUUCAAGUGGUGCUCAUGCACAACCAGAUACCCGUCGUCGAGGCCACGAUGCGGUUAGAGGACAUUGUCUCCAAAUGCAAGGGUGACCAAAUCACGCACAUCUGGAUCAACACAAAGCCCAGCGGCCGCAUCCUCGCCCAGACGCGCCAUCUACGCAACGCCGGCAAGGUAUAUCAAGUGCGCGCCGUCUCCACCCGUCGC